GAAUAAAAUCGUCGAUGCAAUGAUCGAUCUUAAGAAAUCAUUCUCAUUCAUCCAUUGAUAGAACUCCAUGAUAUACCUCGCGCCAAUAAGGACAAAAUUAUCGCUUCUUCCACGGCUUCGCCAAGUUUUUAACUGUGCUUUAUCUGUAACAUUUAUUAAGAAUUAUUUAUAAAUCUCAAAUCAGGUUAAAAUAUAAUGUAACCUAUAUAAAAAUUAAAAAUCAGCAGAUUGUAUAAAGAUAUAAAACAAGAUAUGAGAAAACUAUAAAAAAUUAAAGGAUAAAGACAUUUUAUCUUGUUCCUCUAAAUUGGAGAGAUAUACUUGUCUAAUUUUUUUAAAUAUAUUAUCAUAUAUUUAUAUAAAUAUAAAAAUAUAAUAUAUACAGUACUUACAUCUUGCUACAGUUUGUAGACAAAUACCGAGACAAGGUUUACAGCAAGUUUUGCAAAACUUAGGCUGUAAUGCCGAUGAAAUUGUCAGAUCGCGUUUUUUUACAUCAGUUUACUUUAUAAUCUUGCAUUUUAUCUGAAGUGAUAUUUACCCUUCCAGUGAUUGACGCGUUAUAAUUUUUAAAUUUCGUAUGAGUUCUGUAUAAAUUCAGAGAUGGCAAAGAUAUAGAAGUUUUACCUACGAAAGUCAUUUUAUCAAAUUCUGAUCACUCUGUUCUCUAGCAUCUUGAUUUGCUUAACAGAAUUCCACGUUGGCAUUUGACAGCAAAUCCGCAUGCAAUAGACGUUCACAUUUUAUUUAUCUUUAAAGAUAUAUAACAAAACUAAUUAAAUUUAAAUAUAUUACAUUUAUAAUAUAAUUUAAUAUAUUAUAUGUAAUAAAAAAUUGAAAAAAGAUUUGGCGCAAUUUUUUAUGGGAAUAUAUAAUUCUUUUCUAUGUUUCGCGAAAAGAUUUGGCAAGUCAAUAAAUCAUAAGUCAGAAUUAAUAUCAUAAGCCAGACUCAUAGAGUGAGUGAAUUAUAAAGAUCUAUUGGCUAAGCCGUAAUGCACGUUUUGAUACGGUCGAGAUAAGAUUGCACGAGCAUACCUGUAGGAGAUUGAAGCGAAUUAAGCGAUAGCUACUGCACGCAGUUAAAGUAUAACACUUGUCAGGAGACGAGGAUUUUGAUGUGUGCAUAACUUUUUGUGCAUAAAUGCCGCUGCGAUUUUCGCUUUUAGCCAGGAUGCGAUAUUUACUAUGGUGCGUUAUAGUUUUCGGCGGUAUUUCCAUAGCAUUUUCCAUCGAUGUAACAAAACAUCCUGGCUGGCUGUUGCUGGAGCACAGGAGAUGCGGCAAUUCUAACAGCGAUCGCAUUAUCGGCGGCAAGAAUGCCAGCCUCGGUGCGUAUCCUUGGAUCGCGAGAAUAGGAUAUAGCAAAUCUGGCACCGACGACGCGUUAGCUUACAGAUGCGGUGGGACCUUGAUCAAUCCGCUAUACGUGGUCACCGCAGCUCAUUGCGUGGUGAAUCUGCCCGAAAAUUUCAAGGUCGGUGGAAUCCGUCUGGGCGAGCACAACAUCUUGACAGACCCCGACUGCGAACGCGGAUAUUGCGCUGAGCCGGUGCAAGAUUUCGUACCGAAAUCGAUAAUCACUCACAAAGAUUAUAAUAAGCCGGUGUUCAAGAAUGAUAUAGCUAUAAUACGGUUGAACAAGCCGGCGGUUUACAACGAUGAUCCGCAACCCAGCACGAUCCUGCAAACGAUCAAGAUACCGAUCGUCAAAAUGGACAGGUGUGUGCAAUCCUUUAAGAACUUCGCGCGGAUGUCGGAGCAGCAUCAGAUGUGCGUGGGCGGUGUCCUGGGCGAGGAUUCUUGCGGGGGUGACAGCGGCGGACCCCUAAUGAAGGUGCAGAGUCUGAACGGGCUGACUAGAUACUACUUCAUCGGCAUCGUCUCCUUCGGCGCGAAGGCCUGCGGCGCCUCCCAGACUCCAGCCAUCUACAGCAAGAUCGCUGCAUAUACCACAUGGAUCCUGGAACACAUAUCCCCACGUUUAAAAUAUGUUCUGAUCUUUCAGAAGAUCUUAAAUUUUAUACAAAUAUUAUUUAAAGUUAUGUUAUCUACGCUAGUUGGUCUUAAACGGCAAGGAUCAAGACUGGUUCGAGUUGUUUCAUCAAGGUUAUUGGUAAUUCAAUUAAAAAAUUCGCGGACGGACUGCAGAGUUGACGGCCAGGUGGGCGCGUGUAUAUCUGCUCGCGAAUGCCCGAUGGUGUCCACUAUCCUGCAGCAAUCGCGUGAUCAAGCGAUCGCUUACCUGAGGCGCAAUCACUGCGGCUUCGAAGGCAAUAAUCCGCUGGUGUGCUGCAUAGGCAACGCAAAUAUCAACAUCCGUCCUAGCGAAACCAUAAUCCAGAACCCCGGAACCACCCCGGGAUGGAAUCCCAUCCAACCAUCUAGCUCGCCGAUUAACGAAAACAUCCAGAUCAAUCUAGCGGACAACCCGUUGUUGCCGAGCGACUGCGGCCGAGAUCUGUCACAGAGGAUCGUUGGUGGCGAACGCACCGAGCUCGACGAGUUCCCUUGGAUGGCGCUAUUGGAGUAUCAGAAACCCAACGGCAGGACGACAGCGUGUGGCGGUGUCCUGAUCAAUAAGCGCUAUAUCCUUACUGCUGCUCAUUGCAUCAAGGGCAAGGAUCUGCCGCCCAACUGGCGGCUGACCAGCGUCCGUCUGGGCGAAUACGACACCGAUACCGAGCGCGACUGUGUGCAGGACAGCGAAGACAGCGUGCUGUGCGCCGACAAUGUUAUCACCGUGGGCGUAGAGGAGCAAAUCGCUCACGAGGAAUAUCGGCCGCUGUCGCGGGACCAACGUUAUGACAUCGCGUUGUUGCGUCUCAGCCGCGAUGUAGCGUUCACCAACUUCAUCAAGCCUAUCUGCCUGCCGUCCAACUCGUCGCUCAACGGCAAACUCGUUGUAGCCGGUUGGGGCAAGACGGAGAUCCUCUCGGCGUCCAAUGUCAAGCUGAAGCUGGCGUUGCCACUGGCGGACAAGGAUCAGUGCGAUCAGACCUACAGCAACGCCGGCGUUCGGCUGGGCUACGGACAGAUGUGUGCGGGAGGUCAGAAGGGCAAGGACUCGUGUCGAGGCGACUCGGGUGGUCCUCUUAUGUCCGUCGAGAGGAUCGCCGAUGGCACCGGGAGGUGGGCCGCCGUGGGCGUCGUGUCCUUUGGACCGUCGCCCUGCGGCAUGCAGGGCUGGCCCGGAGUCUACACCAGAGUGGUAGACUUCGUUCCUUGGAUCAUUAGUAAACUGAGGGAGCAUCCGGCAAUAACCUUCGGAGCAAAACGAAAAAAUCUCCGGCUUGCUUCGAUCCAAAUAAACAUGAUAUUCAUCGGAUUGUUUGUUCUUUACCUGGCUAUAACAGCUAUCAAUGCACAGAAUGAAUGCUCGGAUAGUCGCGCUACUUGCAUUAACAUCCGUAAUUGUGCGAAUAUUAUAGCAAUCUUGAGGGAUAGUCCGAGACCACUUUCGCCAGAAAUUUUUCAAAUGCUUAGGGAUGCGCAAUGCGGCUUCGAUGGCAACGACCCGAUGGUUUGCUGCGUGAGUCAAAGACAGACUACACCACCAACAUUACGACCAACACUAUCGACAAUUAUCACAUCGCUACCACCAACGACGAAACCCAUAGUGGCGCAGGAAAUCGACGUUUCCUCUCCGCCAGAUGUUACGAAUCAUCCGAAUCUACGUCUAUUAGAUCUUCAAAAGUGCGGACCUAUCACUGAGCAGAGAGUGUAUGGCGGUAAUAAGACCGGAGUCUUCGAUUAUCCGUGGAUGGCGUUGAUCGCGUACGAUACAGGAAAGUCAAAUCCGGAAUUCCGUUGCGGUGGUACAGUCAUUUCCGACCGAUUUAUCCUCACCGCCGCUCAUUGCGUCACCAAACUUCCAGCGGAUAUCAGAUCGCUGAUAGGCGUCAGGGUGGGAGAUCACGAUAUAAGCAAGGAACGCGAUUGCGAUUACGACGAGAAUGGACUUGAGAUCCAAUGCGCUGAGAGAUAUCAGGAUUUCGGUGUGGAAAGUUUCUACUAUCAUCCCGAUUAUACACGAACGAAAUUGCAAAAUGAUAUUGCGCUCAUUAAAUUAAAUGGUUCUAUAGACUUCAGACCUUCGAAUGUCAAACCGAUUUGCUUGCCACUCGGCUCUGCGGCAUUGAUGAUCCCGAAAAAGGCGAUAGUGACCGGCUGGGGCGCGACGGAAUUGGGCCCGCGCAGUCAGGACCUUCUCCAGGCGAAGUUGCCACUGGUGCCCACCGAGCAAUGCAGGGAGGUCUACAAGCGGUCGACGCAGAUUUGGUACAAGCAAUUAUGUGCCGGGGGUCUGCGCGACGUGGAUUCCUGCUUCGGUGACAGUGGCGGGCCUCUACAAGCCAUCGGUAUAUACAAUGGCAACACAAUACGCACCAUUCAACAUGGCGUGGUCAGUUACGGGGUGAGAGAGUGCGGUACCGCGGGCAUCCCGGGUGUCUACACCAGGGUCGCUUAUUACAUGGACUGGAUCCUCAACACGAUGACGGACUGACAAUGAGGUCGAUCGUGAUUUUGUCGCGUCAAAAAUCCACUCCAAUAGAGAUGGACAUCGAUUCUUUUCCAGUUCUCCGGAAAACGCGUCUUUUGUCUCGUAGGUAUUUCUGAUUCGCCGGGCAUGAAAUACAAUAAUUUAGAUCGCGACAAAAACGGGAAUUGGAACUCCGCGGGAUAAUAGAUAAGAUUGAUUUCGAAUAAUUGGCAGAACAAAUAAAAUUGCAACGGCGAGAGGAUAGAACUUCAACGCUCGAAAAAGUAAGCGGUUUAACGUUUACAAAACAUGGACAAUUCUAUUGAUGAAUAUUUUUAAAUAAUAAAAGUAAUUAUUUUUAUUAUAAUUUUUUUUGGUUUAUUAUUCUAAUCUUUUUAUUAGACUAAAGAUUAUAUCUUUCUACCGGUGCAAUUUUAUUUCAUUAGAAUCUUGCGAAGUUUUGACUUCGAAAGCUAAAUGUAAUUCAAAAUAUGUUAUAAUUUUUGAGUGAUGAAUGGUCUUGAAUGAAAAGAGAAAAAGAGAAAGAGAGAGAAAAAGAAAUUUUCUACUUUCUAGAGAGUAAGACAUUUUAUUGUGCUGAACUGAUAUGCAUAUUUAUGAUUUAGUGUUAAUAUGUCAUGUUUGUACUCUUUAUAAUAUAUCUUUUUUUUUUCGUAAAAAAA
Messenger RNA from Formica exsecta, 5163 nucleotides. Its product is annotated as transmembrane protease serine 9-like. The record is from RefSeq and is a predicted model, not a curated record. Lineage: Eukaryota; Metazoa; Arthropoda; Insecta; Hymenoptera; Formicidae. Gene Ontology annotation, molecular function: serine-type endopeptidase activity. Bases 1142 to 4504 code for a protein of 1120 amino acids. The transcript has 14 exons. Gene Ontology annotation, biological process: proteolysis.